This is a messenger RNA of Trifolium pratense (red clover), 1876 nucleotides long. RefSeq names its product putative pentatricopeptide repeat-containing protein At1g12700, mitochondrial. Gene Ontology annotation, molecular function: protein binding. Bases 103 to 1689 code for a protein of 528 amino acids. NCBI's taxonomy places the organism in Eukaryota, Viridiplantae, Streptophyta, Magnoliopsida, Fabales, Fabaceae. The transcript has a single exon. The record is from RefSeq and is a predicted model, not a curated record.
AGUCCAUUCCCCAUUCAUUGACUUCUUAUCCAAAACUGAGUUGCUUUUGUUACAACCAAACACACUCACAGAGUCACAGUAUCUCGUUCCAACCGUUUUUAAAUGUCAUUUUCAGCGUUGAGUUACGGCGGUGCUAUCACUCUUUCCCCUUCCAACAAUUUCAAUCGUCGCCGAGUUUACUCUCAAGCUCAUUCCAAUUCCCAAUUACGUCACAAACCUAUCCCACCCAUCGUCAAAUUCACUAAGAAGUUAACUUCCCUUGUUAAAAACAAUCAGUUUCACACUGCUAUUUCCCUCUCUAAUCAAAUGGAACUCAUAGGAAUUCAACCUAACAUUGUUUCUUUGAACAUCUUAAUCAAUUGUUUCUGCCACCUUAGUCAACUUAAUUUUGCAUUUUCUGUAUUGGCAAAAAUUCUAAAGCUAGGUUAUAAGCCUAAUACAAUAACAAUGACUACACUUAUGAAAGGCAUGUGUCUUAGUGGUCAGGUUAAUAAAGCAUUGGAUUUUCAUGACGAUGUUAUAUCAAAGGGAUUUAAGCUUGAUCAAAUUAGUUAUGGUAUCUUGAUUAAUGGGUUAUGUAAAAAAGGAGAAACAACAGCUGCCCUCCGGUUGCUUAGAAAGAUUGAAGCGUUAAUGGUUAAACCGAACGUGGUAAUGUACAGCACGGUCAUUCAUAGUCUUUUCAAGGAUAAUCUUGUGAGUGAUGCCUUUGGUUUAUAUUCUAAAAUGAUUGUCAAGAAUAUUUCUCCUAAUGUUGUCACUUACACUAGUUUAAUAUAUGGCUUUUGCAUUGUGGGUCAAUUCAAAGAAGCUGUUGGUUUGUUAAAUGAAAUGUUGUUGAAAAACAUCAGCCCGAAUGUUCUUACUUUUAAUACACUGAUUGAUGGUUUAUUUAAGAAAGGAGAGGUGAGAAAGGUUAGAAAUGUGUUAGCUGUUAUGAUAAAACAGGGUGUGAAACCUAAUGUUGUUACUUAUAAUUCUUUAAUGGAUGGGUAUUUUUCGGUUAAAGAAGUAAACAAGGCCAUAUAUGUGUUCAACACUAUUGCUCGAACGGAAGUGAAACCAGAUGUUUAUAGUUACAGUGUCAUGAUUAAUGGAUUAUGCAAGAAUAAAAUGGUGGAUGAAGCCGUGAAUCUCUUCAAAGAAAUGUAUUUAAAAAACAUCUCUCUCGAUACUGUAACAUACAAUUCGCUUAUUGAUGGGCUUUGCAAGUCGGGGAGAAUCUCUGUUGUUUGGGAUUUUCUUGAUGAGAUGUAUGAUAGAGGUCUACGUGCUGAUGUGAUCACUUACAAUUCUAUAUUGGGUGCUUUGUGCAAAAGCCGUCAGGUUGACAAGGCAAUUGAAUUAUUAGCGAAGAUCAAAGACCAAGGAAUUCAACUAGAUAUGUAUACAUACACUGUACUUGUCGAUGGACUAUGCAAAAAUGGAAGACUUAAGGAUGCACUAGAGAUUUAUCAGGAUCUUUGGAUUAAAGGCUACCAUUUUGAUGAGACGAUGUAUACUGUUAUGAUUGAUGGGCUUUGUAAAGAGGGCUUGUUUGAUGAAGCAUUAUCCUUAAUGUCAAAAAUGGAAGGUUGCACCCCUAAUGGCAUAACUUACACAACUCUUAUUAAGGCUUUGUCAAAAAAUGGCAAGAAUGAGAAGGCGGUGAAACUUCAUUGUGAAAUGAUUGCUAGAGGUCUUUUGUAAGAGUAAAACGACCAUCUAAUUUUUAUUUCUUUUUAUAUUUAUAAAAGAUGGUUGGUGGAAUUGGUUCACUAUUACAUUUGUUUUAAUUUUAAUUAAAACUUAUACUUUGGUAGUUUCAUUAUGAUAUUUGUAACAGCAAUUGUGUUUGUCUUUUUUUAUUCCUUAAUAGCUAUCCUUUUCUUCCCAA